This is a messenger RNA of Lepus europaeus (European hare), 4136 nucleotides long. RefSeq names its product EGF like, fibronectin type III and laminin G domains (gene EGFLAM). The coding region runs from base 139 to 3195 and encodes 1018 amino acids. The transcript has 23 exons. The record is from RefSeq and is a predicted model, not a curated record. Gene Ontology annotation, molecular function: calcium ion binding; protein binding. NCBI's taxonomy places the organism in Eukaryota, Metazoa, Chordata, Mammalia, Lagomorpha, Leporidae.
CGCCGUUUCUGCUCCAGCCGGGUCCGCCCUCCACCCCCUCGCCCCAGCCAGGGGAUCCGCCGGGACCGCAUCUCCCGGGAGACGCCCUUUCUCUGUGCGCCCGGGACUUGGUGAAACUUUGCCGGAGCCGGCGGCGAAAUGGAGGUAAUCGGAGGUGUCUUGCUCCGACUCCUGCUCCUGGCUACCAGCCUCCGACCAGGCGCCGUGUCGCUCCGAGCUGCUCUCCGAAAACCAGGCAAGGUAGGGCCUCCUCUUGACAUCAAGCUUGGAGCCUUGAACUGCACAGCUUUCAGCAUCCAGUGGAAGAUGCCAAGGCACCCUGGGAGCCCCAUUGUCGGGUACACGGUCUUUUACUCUGAAGUCGGCACGGAUAAGUUCCUGCAGGAGCGGUCGCAUGGGGUGCCCCUCAGCCAGGACACCCUGGCCACUGAACAACGUGAUCACCCAGUGAUUUUUGAGGAAGUGAUCGGAGAUUUGCAACCAGGCACUGAAUAUCGAGUGAGUGUAGCAGCUUACAGUCAGGCUGGCAAAGGACGGCUCAGCUCUCCUCGGCACAUCACCACCUUGUCGCAAGAUUCCUGCCUGCCUCCUGCUGCGCCCCAGCAGCCACACGUGGUCGUGGUCUCUGAUUCCGAAGUGGCCCUCUCCUGGAAGCCUGGAGAGAGGGAGGGAAGCUCCCCUAUUCAGUACUAUUCUGUGGAAUUCACCAGGCCAGAUAUCGACAAGAGUUGGACCUUAAUCCAAGAGCGGAUCCAGAUGGACUCCAUGGUCAUCAAGGGCCUCGAUCCAGAUACCAACUACCAGUUUGCCGUGCGGGCUGUGAAUCCCCAUGGCCCCAGCCCCCGAAGCCGGCCCAGUGACACUGUCCGAACCCCCGGCACCGAGGAAGCAGGCAGUGGCCGCUAUGGACCCCAUUACGUCACCGACGUGGGAAUCAGUGAUGACGAUGACGGAUUUGAAGAUGACUUAGAUUUGGAUAUUUCCUUUGAGGAGGUUAAACCACUUCCUGCGACCCAAGGAGGGAAGAAGAAACUCGUGGUGGAAAAGAAGAUGACGUCCUUGCCUAACCCCAAGGCCGCUCCCAGGCUUGUGCCCCCUACCUCAGCCUCGCUCCCCACGCCCGAGGUGGCCCCCCAGCCCACUCCAGAAGAGCGGAAGGGGACGAAUGGCAUGGCCACGAUGCCCAGGCUCUUUGACGCGUCUUGUGAUGAAACCCUGUGCUCUGCCGACAGCUUCUGUGUCAAUGACUACACGUGGGGGGGCUCGCGGUGCCACUGCAACCUGGGGAAAGGUGGCGACAGCUGCUCGGAAGAUGUUGCCAUACAGUACCCUCAGUUUUUUGGCCACUCCUACAUCACUUUCGAGCCUCUGAAGAACUCCUAUCAGGCAUUUCAGAUUACUCUUGAGUUUAGGGCAGAGGCGGAGGAUGGCUUACUGCUCUACUGUGGGGAGAGCGAACACGGGAGGGGCGACUUCAUGUCCCUGGCCAUCGUCCGACGCUCCCUCCAGUUCAGGUUUAACUGCGGAACUGGGGUUGCCAUCCUCGUGAGCGAGGCCAGAAUCAAGCUGGGGGCGUGGCACACGGUGACGCUCUACAGGGAUGGGCUGAACGGGCUGUUACAGCUGAACAAUGGCACCCCGGUGUCGGGCCAGUCCCAGGGACAGUACAGUAAAAUCACCUUCCGGACACCGCUCUACGUUGGUGGAGCUCCCAGCGCUUACUGGUUGGUCCGAGCCACAGGAACCAACCGGGGCUUCCAAGGCUGUGUGCAGUCGCUGGCGGUGAAUGGGAAGAGAAUUGACAUGAGGCCCUGGCCACUGGGCAAAGCACUCAGCGGGGCUGACGUGGGGGAAUGCAGCAGCGGAAUCUGUGACGAGGCCUCGUGCGUCAAUGGUGGCACCUGCACGGCGGUCAAGGCCGACUCCUACAUCUGCCUGUGUCCGCUCGGAUUCAAAGGUCGCCACUGUGAAGACGCCUUCACCCUGAGCAUCCCACAGUUCAGAGAGUCUCUGCAGUCGUUCGCCGCCACGCCCUGGCCCCUGGAGCCCCGGCAUUACCUGUCCUUCAUGGAGUUGGAGAUCACCUUCCGGCCGGACACGGGAGACGGGGUCCUCCUGUACAGCUAUGACACGGACAGCAAGGACUUCCUGUCUCUCAACAUGGCGGGGGGCCACGUGGAGUUCCGCUUUGACUGUGGCUCUGGGACUGGUGUUCUCAGGAGUGAAGAACCCCUCACCCUUGGCCACUGGCACGAGCUACGGGUGUCUCGCACAGCAAAGAAUGGGAUCUUGCAGGUGGAUAAGCAGAAGGUGGUUGAGGGAAUGGCAGAGGGAGGCUUCACGCAGAUUAAGUGCAACACAGACAUUUUUAUUGGUGGAGUCCCCAAUUACGACGAUGUGAAGAAGAACUCGGGCGUCCUCAGGCCAUUCACCGGGAGCAUCCAGAAGAUCGUCCUGAAUGACCGAACCAUCCACGUGAAACACGACUUCACGUCCGGCGUGAACGUGGACAAUGCCGCCCAUCCUUGCCUGGGGGCCCCCUGCACCCAUGGGGGCAGCUGCCGGCCCCGGAAGGAGGGCUAUGAGUGUGACUGCCCCCUGGGCUUUGAGGGGCUGCACUGCCAGAAAGCCAUCACAGAAGCCAUUGAGACCCCGCAGUUCACAGGCCGGAGUUACCUGAUGUAUGACAACCCAGACAUCCUCAAGAGGGUGUCAGGCUCAAGAUCAAAUGCAUUCAUGAGGUUUAAGACAACCGCCAAGGAUGGCCUGUUGAUGUGGAGGGGAGACAGCCCCAUGAGACCCAACAGUGACUUCAUUGCCCUGGGCCUUCGGGAUGGAGCCCUGGUGUUCAGCUACAACCUGGGCAGUGGUGUGGCAUCCAUCAUGGUGAAUGGCUCCUUCAACGAUGGUCGGUGGCACCGAGUCAAAGCUGUUAGGGAUGGACAAUCCGGAAAGAUAACUGUGGAUGACUACGGAGCCAGGACAGGGAAAUCACCGGGCAUGAUGAGACAGCUCAACAUCAAUGGAGCUCUAUAUGUGGGUGGAAUGAAGGAAAUCGCUCUGCACACCAGCAGGCAGUACAUGAGAGGCCUCGUGGGCUGCAUCUCUCACUUCACCCUGUCUACGGAUUACCACGUUUCCCUCGUGGAAGAUGCUGUAGAUGGGAAAAACAUCAACACUUGCGGAGCCAAGUAACGCCAGCUGGCCUUGCCCAAGGGACAGAGCCUCUAACCUGAGAGCCCUGGGGCCCCUGAGCCCCAGCCUGAUGCUGGACACAGGAGCCCGGGGACCAGGUGUGUUUGCUCUCAUCAAGGGGAGAGCACACCCUGAUGAGAAACAGAACCAGCACGGGAGUCCCUGGGUGGCCUUUCCUGCCGACACUCUGUGGGCCAAACCCAAAGGAACACUCUGGGUCGGGAGCAUCAGACUUUGCCCAUUGAAUGUGUAGUGGCUGCCAGAGUUCAUACAUCAGUGAAAUUCCAGAGCCUGUCUGGUGUAGCUCACUGACUAUGCUGUGAUUCAUAGUGCAGAGAGAGGAGAGGGGGGACAGACACCCACGGGGGCAGUAUUGAAACACUUCUCUCUUGCCCUGACUAAUGACAUUCUUACUGACAGCAGAAUGACUGUGUGACCUUGAACUUCACAUUUCCCUUCUUGGUCCAUGGAGUAUUCAUUUUAGCCACUUCCCCUCCUCACUGGCUGGUUCCAUACACUCUGACUAUUCCACGAAAAUAAAGAUUGGGGGGAGACCAAGCCUGGAAUCGUAAUCGUAAUGUGGCCCUCUUUCCCAAAGUUCCCUCAUAAUGCAAAAUCCCCACUUUUUAUAACGCAGUUCUAAGAAAAGGGGCCCCAUGAUUUUGUAGCUGUACUUUUGUAUGUGUAUAUUUUUAUAGCUGCAGACUACCAUACAGUAUACUUUUGGAAGUUUGAGCGGACCAUCUGAAUUCUUGCAUACUUUCCUAAAAACUUUCUCCCAAGGGAGACUCACUUAGGCCAUGUGUGAUGUCAGUGGAGUGGGACCAAUGACUUGGGUGGGCAACUCGGGGGGCUGAACCAUUCUCCUCCAGGAAAUGUUGAUGGCUCAAGGGGAUGGAAAUGAAGUUUCCAAAAUAAGCAGAUUAAAAAGAACAUGUGUU